Spizellomyces punctatus DAOM BR117 is the source of this 900-nucleotide messenger RNA. RefSeq names its product prohibitin-2. Gene Ontology annotation, biological process: mitochondrion organization. The coding region runs from base 1 to 900 and encodes 299 amino acids. The record is from RefSeq and is a predicted model, not a curated record. NCBI's taxonomy places the organism in Eukaryota, Fungi, Chytridiomycota, Chytridiomycetes, Spizellomycetales, Spizellomycetaceae. The transcript is spliced from 6 exons. Gene Ontology annotation, cellular component: mitochondrion; membrane.
AUGUCCCGCCAGCAGCAGGCUAUGCGCAACUUGAUGCAGGGCAUAAAAAUGCCAAAGGGGGCCCCUGGUCGGGGUUUCUUCACGUCAACCGGUGCUCUUCUUGGUCUGACACUUUUGGGUGUGGGAGUUAACGCAAGUUUAUUCAAUGUUGACGGAGGACAUCGUGCAAUCAAGUUCUCUCGUAUUGGAGGCACAAAGGACCACGUAUAUCCCGAAGGCACACACGUUGCGAUCCCUUGGCUUGAAACCCCCAUCAUCUAUGAUGUUCGCGCAAAGCCCAGGAACAUUGGAUCUUUGACCGGUACCAAAGAUCUUCAGAUGGUGAACAUUACUGUACGUGUCCUCUCCCGUCCGAAGGAGCACAAGCUCCCGCAGAUUUACCAGACCCUGGGUCUGGAUUUCGACGAACGUGUUCUACCCUCGAUCGUAAACGAGGUACUGAAGAGCGUCUGCGCUCAAUUCAACGCAUCACAAUUGAUUACACAGCGUGAGCGGGUGUCUCGAUUGAUCCGAGAACACUUGGUGCAACGUGCGAACCUUUUCAACAUAACAUUGGAUGAUGUAUCGAUCACACAUAUCGCCUUUAGCCCCGAAUUCACCCAUGCCGUCGAAGCAAAGCAGAUUGCUCAACAAGAGGCACAAAGGGCCUCAUAUAUCGUUGACAAGGCGAAGCAGGAAAAGCAGUCCAUUAUUGUGAAGGCUGAAGGAGAUGCAAAGGCUGCAUCCUUGAUUGGUGAUGCAGUCAAGAACGCUCCUGGAUUCCUAGAAUUGCGAAAGCUUGACACUGCACGGGACAUUGCCAACACCAUAUCCACCUCGAGUAACCGUGUGUAUAUUGACAGUGAUACGCUGAUGUUGAAUGUUGCUCAUAACCAACCGAAUGUGAGCGAAAAGAAAUAA